AUGGUGAAAGUACAGCCUUUGCUGGUUUGGUGCGCCCUAGCGAUCGGUUCUUCUGCCGAGAUCCAAUCGGUAUCGACCCCUCCAGAGGCUGUGGAAUCCGAAGCUCAGAAGGUGCUACAACAGGAUGGAGCCGCGCCUUGUGCUCAUGCUUGUUCAAGCUUGACCCUUGACCUUCCUCAAAAGGUCUUUUUGGGCCAUGACGGAGGCUUUGCUAUGUGGGAUGCGAAGCAACAUGAACUCGUACCCGCAUGUCGGGUCGUACCAACCUCGGCCGAAGACAUCGUCGCAAUCAUCGAGGCUGCGAAGAGCAAUCAAUGUCACUUUGCCAUCAAGAGUGGUGGGCACAGCCGCAUGGCCGGUGCAAGUAAUGCGGAGGGUGGCAUCACUAUUGAUUUAGAAAAGCUGACCAGCAUCGAGCUUGCUAAAGAUCAGAAGAGCGUGACCAUUGGCGCGGGAGCUCGAUGGGGUGAGAUAUAUACGACUCUUGAAAAAGAAUCGCUCACUGUCAUCGGAGGACGGGUGGCAGAUGUUGGAAUUGGCGGCCUGGUUCUUGGAGGUGGGAUAUCGUUCUUCUCCGGCGUCCAUGGCCUGGCUUGCGACAAUGUCAUCUCUUAUGAGAUCGUGCUUCCGACAGGCAAGAUUGUCAAAGUUAGCGAAAACGAAAAUUCCGACCUGUUUUGGGCGCUUCGAGGCGGCGGAUCGUCAAACUUCGGCGUUGUGACAUCUUUUGUCCUAGAGACCAAGGAGCUACUAAAUCCGAAUGGCUUAUGGUACUCAAACCGCAUGCACACUCCUGACAAGCUACCCGACCUCACCGCCGCUCGUCAUCAGUGGAUGGAAGGCCUUGGGGAGGAUCAAAGGGUUGGAGGCUACGACGUGUACGCCUACAGUGGCAUGCACGGCAUGAGCCUCAUGGCUUCGCAGCACAUUCAUCUUGAUCACGCUGAUCCGACAACGUCUCCGCCGCUAUUCAACGCCUAUGAUCCGAUCGAAGCUUUGCAAGAGGUUGAUAUCACGCGAGUGAUGCCAAUGUCCAACAUCACAAAGGAGGUUUCCGACAUGAGCCCUUACAACAUGCGCUACUCGUACUCCACUUUCACGCGGAAGCCAGACAUGGCGCUCGACGAAAAGAUCAUGGGUUAUUUGGACGAGGUGGCCGAGGAAAUCAAGCAUAUCCCUGGGGUCGUGGCCACGUUUAUCAUGCAGGCGCUUUCCAAGGAUGCUCUAUCGCACACAAAAAGGCGCGGAGGCAACAGUUUGGGGCUUCGGGAAUCAGAUGGCCCGCUUGCAAUCAACAGCAUUUCUUGGAUGUGGGCCAGCGCCGAAUUCGACGAGCUCAUGCAAUCACAGGUGCAGUCAUUCGUCAGGAAGAGCGAGCAAGCGGCCAAAGACGCCGGCCUCUGGCAUCCUUUCAAGUACAUCAACUACGCCGAGAAGUGGCAAGAGGCCGAUGUCCUAGCAGGGUUUGGCGAGACGAAUCUCAAGAAGCUGCGGGGGAUUCAGAGGAAGUACGACCCGGAGGGUGUGUUUACGAAAGGUGGACUCUGUGGAGGCUAUUUCAUGUUCAAUGAGAAAUUGGGCAGGCAGGAAGUCAGGGAUGAGUUGUAG
This is a messenger RNA of Eremomyces bilateralis CBS 781.70, 1608 nucleotides long. RefSeq names its product FAD-binding domain-containing protein. The record is from RefSeq and is a predicted model, not a curated record. The transcript is spliced from 3 exons. The coding region runs from base 1 to 1608 and encodes 535 amino acids. Gene Ontology annotation, molecular function: FAD binding. NCBI's taxonomy places the organism in Eukaryota, Fungi, Ascomycota, Dothideomycetes, Eremomycetales, Eremomycetaceae.